GUAAAUCAAUUCAACAUAGAAAAAGUGAGAGUAACUCCCUGAAUCUAAACCAACGAUUACUCUGUAAAUAUGCGCAUCAGUGGAACAACCUUAAACUGAAUCAAGUAAACAGUCAAUUCUAUCCAACUCAAGUUGAAACAUGGCAGCGACGCCCAGAACAGCUAACUCUAUGACAACGUGUCGAAAAGUAGUGUACGACACUAACUAUAUUGACUCCACUCUGGACGAAACGGAAGGUAAACGUGUCUUCGUUCUAGCUUCCAAAAGCCUGGACAAAGAAUCUGAUAUCGUUUCCAAACUGGUACAGAAGCUCGAAGAACAGCAACAACUCUCAGGCUUGCUUACUGGAAUUGAACAGCAUACUUCUGAUAGUUCAUGCAUUCGUGCAGCAAAUUUAGUGAGAGAUUCAGGAGCAGAUUGCGUAGUUACUCUUGGAGAAGGCGCAGUAACGGAUGCUUCGAAGGCCAUUCGAAUCUGUCUGACCUACAACAUUCAAGAUGCAUCUGGAUUUCGGCAGUUCCAACGAGCGUCGCAAAUUUACAAUCCACUUCCGAUUGAUUUCAAGUCAGAUUUGACCGUGAUUAAUAUACCGACGACAUUAUCGGCGGCAGCGUACAGUUUAGUAACUGGCUUGAAAGACACGGAAACUGGAGCUAAAUUUGGAUAUCUGCAUGACAACUUGGUUCCAGAUGUGGUGAUUUUGGAUCCCAACACGACAGUACAUACUCCUGAACAGCUAUGGAUCUCCUCGGGAGUGAGGGCCAUAGACCACAGCAUCGAGACUAUUUGUUCACCUAUGACCAACAUGCUGGCCGACACCGCAUGCAAGCAGGGUCUCAAAUUACUGAUAGAAAACUUGAAGCCCUCCAAAAAUGUCGACAGUACAGGACUAUCAGCCAGAAAGAACUGUCUGCUGGGGGCGUGGCUCUCAUCAACAGGACUCACACAAGACAUUCCUAUGGGCGGCAGUCAUGGAAUCGGUCACAUUUUGGGAACCUAUGGCGUCUCGCAUGGAUACACAUCAUGCAUCAUGGCACCUCAUGUCGUGAAAUACAACUGGGACCACAUGAACUCGGCGAUGCAGAGUCACUUGGUCGAAGCAUUUGGAGAGACUGAGCCACCGCAUAAGGCUCUAUUUCAGUUUAUUAGAGACCUGAUGAUGCCCCAAAGCCUAAGCGAUGUUGGGAUCAAGAAAGAUGAUAUUCCACACAUUGCGCAGAAGGCAACCCUGGACUUAUUCACUCAGGGAAAUCUGCGACCUCUAAACGUGUUCACUAUUGAACAAAUUCUACAUAAUGCUUACGCAACUGAUUCUAUAUAGC
Molecule: messenger RNA, 1322 nt
Organism: Symsagittifera roscoffensis
Lineage: Eukaryota; Metazoa; Xenacoelomorpha; Acoela; Convolutidae
Exons: 3
Coding region: 140-1321 (393 amino acids)
Molecular function (GO): metal ion binding; alcohol dehydrogenase (NAD+) activity
Source: RefSeq, a predicted model, not a curated record